UUCUAAAAUCUUCUUCAACCUCCGGUUUCCUCAUCAAUCCCUCUUUCUCAACGUCUAAGCUAUCUUCAAGUAACUCUCACUGCUUCCUAAUCUCUCAUUCCGGCAUGGGAUGCAGAUAGCUGGGUGUCGGAGAGUACAACGCUCAAAGGUAGAGUUGGAUUCUCAAGUUAUCAUUCUCAAGGUAGAGUCGAGAUCGCGUUGACCCACUGCGUUCACUUCGAAGUCUCCUCAUACUUCACUGCUUAUCCCUUCUCUUGGAUCAACAGGUUACUGGAAAUUUGUCAAUAUGGCAACUUCAUCAGUGUGUAUAGCAGGAAAUCCCUCUUUGGCCCACAGAACAACACGUACAGGCUUCUACAAAGAAAUUUAUGGAAGGCAGACUUUGUUUGCUUCGGGCUUACCAUCAUUUAGUAAACCAUCAAAAAAGUUCAUUGUGAGUGCAUCACUGAGACGGAAUUCUCAUGAAGGAAGAAGAGGGUUUUUGAAAUUAUUGCUAGGAAAUGCUGGUCUUACUGCUGCACCUGCAGUUAUAGGCGGUGGGAAAGCUUAUGCAGACGAACAAGGGGCGUCCAAUUCCAGGAUGUCUUAUUCCCGAUUUCUCGAGUAUUUGGACAAGGAUAGAGUGAAAAAGGUCGAUUUGUUUGAAAAUGGAACAAUUGCCAUUGUUGAGGCAAUAUCUCCUGAGCUGGGAAAUCGGGUUCAGAGAGUUCGUGUUCAACUUCCAGGGCUUAACCAGGAACUCCUUCAAAAAUUCAGGGAAAAGAAUAUUGAUUUUGCAGCCCACAAUGCUCAAGAGGAUUCUGGUUCUUUGCUAUUUAACUUGAUUGGGAAUUUAGCAUUCCCACUUCUCCUGAUUGGGGGUCUCUUCCUAUUAUCAAGAAGGUCUUCAGGAGGAAUGGGAGGUCCCGGUGGUCCCGGUUUCCCUCUGAACUUUGGUCAAUCCAAAGCCAAGUUCCAAAUGGAACCAAACACGGGUGUGACAUUUGAUGAUGUGGCUGGUGUGGAUGAGGCAAAGCAAGACUUCAUGGAGGUGGUGGAGUUCUUGAAGAAGCCUGAGAGGUUCACUGCAGUUGGGGCUCGCAUACCCAAGGGCGUUCUUCUUGUGGGACCCCCUGGUACGGGGAAGACCUUACUAGCAAAAGCCAUAGCCGGGGAAGCAGGUGUUCCUUUCUUCUCGAUCUCCGGUUCAGAGUUUGUUGAGAUGUUUGUUGGUGUUGGUGCGUCUCGUGUCCGUGACCUUUUCAAGAAGGCCAAGGAGAAUGCUCCUUGCAUUGUGUUUGUUGAUGAAAUUGAUGCGGUUGGACGGCAGAGAGGGACAGGCAUUGGUGGAGGGAAUGACGAGAGGGAGCAAACCCUUAACCAACUCCUCACUGAAAUGGAUGGUUUUGAAGGAAAUACUGGAAUAAUAGUCAUUGCAGCAACUAAUCGGGCUGAUAUUCUUGACUCUGCCUUGUUGAGGCCGGGGAGGUUUGAUAGACAGGUGACUGUUGAUGUUCCAGAUAUUAGGGGAAGGAAAGAGAUAUUAAAGGUCCACGCCAGCAAUAAGAAGUUCGAUUCCAAUGUGUCUCUUGAAGUAAUAGCAAUGAGGACACCUGGUUUCAGUGGAGCUGAUCUGGCAAACCUCUUGAAUGAGGCAGCCAUAUUGGCUGGUAGGCGUGGGAAAACAGCAAUCACAUCUAAAGAGAUUGAUGAUUCAAUUGAUAGGAUUGUGGCAGGGAUGGAAGGGACAACUAUGACAGAUGGCAAGAGCAAAAGUCUCGUGGCAUACCAUGAAGUUGGCCAUGCAAUUUGUGGUACCCUCACACCUGGACAUGAUCCUGUUCAAAAAGUCACACUAAUCCCACGUGGUCAAGCAAGGGGUCUAACCUGGUUUAUUCCAUCAGAUGACCCCACCUUGAUCUCCAAGCAACAACUCUUUGCUAGAAUUGUUGGAGGACUCGGUGGACGAGCUGCAGAAGAAGUUAUCUUUGGAGCACCGGAGGUGACCACUGGCGCAGCUAGUGAUUUACAACAGAUCACUGGUUUGGCCAAGCAGAUGGUUGUUACCUUUGGAAUGUCUGAAAUUGGUCCAUGGUCACUCAUGGAGUCAGGGGGGCAAAGUGCUGAUGUGUUCAUGAGAAUGAUGGCCCGUAACUCCAUGUCAGAAAAGCUAGCGGAAGACAUAGAUGCUGCAGUCAAGAGGAUCUCAGAUAGGGCUUAUGAGAUUGCAUUGAGUCACAUCCGGAGCAACCGAGAAGCCAUUGAUAAGAUAGUGGAGGUCCUCAUUGAGAGGGAAACAAUGAGCGGAGAUGAGUUCCGUGCAAUUCUUGCUGAGUUUGUUGAAAUUCCCACCCAAAACCGUGUUCCUCCUGCACUGCCCACCCCAGCCACUGUAUGAUAAUCUUCUAAUAUGUAUACUUACUUGUGUUUUUGUUUUUAAUGACUUGGUGGCAUAUAUAUGUCGUCAUCUUUUUUCUUUUUAUUUUGUAUAAAAAUAACUGCUUUGUAAUCCAUGUAGUUAAAAUCGAUUGGAAAUAGAAUGUCAGAUUGCAAUAUUGCAUACAAACUUGAUCAAUUAAAUUUGCUUUGUGCUUGUUUAUUCCCAACCCCACACCAGUGGGGUACCCAGGAUUUUGUUUUUUGGAGGGUGAUA
Molecule: messenger RNA, 2632 nt
Organism: Cuscuta europaea
Lineage: Eukaryota; Viridiplantae; Streptophyta; Magnoliopsida; Solanales; Convolvulaceae
Source: the annotation of a GenBank genome assembly